AUGAUGUUAAUGAUGCGCUACGUGCUGUGUAUCCUCGCUCUCCUGCUCUCCUGUGCGUGUGUGCACGUCCUCGCUGAAGAAGUGCCUGCCGCCGAUCUUUCCGACCAAGUCCCUGAUACGGAGAGUGAGACGAAGAUUCUUCUUCAAGGUACUCCUGUUUCUGAGUGUACUGAAGAGAAACCUGAAUGUAAGAAACAACGUGAUUCUAGCUGCCCUGAUGGUGUUACUACUGGUAAUUGUGCUCUUCCUGUUAUGCAACGUGGUGUUGAUACUUCGGAGUGCCCUCUUGGUGAAACUUAUCGUACUCCUGAUGGUACUUGUACUUCAGUAUCACAUCCAGCAGUACUACAACCAGAUCAUAGUCAUGCUGCGGAGGCAAGAGGUGGAUUGGAACACACAGACGUUAAUGAUCCUCCACUUGGUAGCAGGGACCCUGUUAAAGUUGAUCCUGGUAAUAGAGGUAAGCCGGAUGUGAAGGAUCCAGAUGUGGAUGUGAAAGGGCCUAAGGUGGAUCCGCAGGAGCAUCCGGUCAAUGAAAAAGGACCUGUUGAAAGCCCUCAAAGACCUAAUGAACUGACUGAGAGGGAUAAUCACGCUGGAACAAGUAAGAACCAUCAGGCACAAACUUCUGAUUCUGAACCAACUUCACGUUCUCCUGGUACUCCUUCUUCAGCAGUUCUUCCUACUACAUCACAUCCUGAUGGUACCACAAAAGGUAAUGAAUCAGUGUCUCAGCAGAUACCAAGUGGUGAUCGUUCACAGGAUAACAGUGAUCAGGGAGAUAAUGUUCAAGGUGCCAACACAAAAAACACAAACACAACAGCUCCAGAAAGUAAUGAUGGACAAGACUCUUCUACUUCCACAACUCAAAGUACAGGUAAUACUUCUUCCAGCAAUACACCCACAGAAGAAGCGCAGAAUAAUCAGACUCAAAGUGACCCUAAUACUGCAAACCCCGCAGAGGGUGCAUCAACCAGUAAGGAAUCACCCACCACCACAACAACACUUCCUCCUGAACUCACAAACAACAAGAAGGGUGAUGCAGACAGCAGCAGCAGUAUCAGCAGUUCUGUGUGGGUGCGUGUACCACUACUGAUUGUGGUUACACUGUCCUGUAUUCUUAUGUGCUGA
This is a messenger RNA of Trypanosoma theileri, 1131 nucleotides long. RefSeq lists its product as uncharacterized. Lineage: Eukaryota; Euglenozoa; Kinetoplastea; Trypanosomatida; Trypanosomatidae. The transcript has a single exon. The record is from RefSeq and is a predicted model, not a curated record. Bases 1 to 1131 code for a protein of 376 amino acids.